GGAGGAUAUUAUUGUUUGUGUAAAGAGAAACGACGACGCAGGGUCUAAGGAAGGGCAUUUUUGACGCGGCGCUGGGUUUAGUGAGUAGAGAAGAUGGGGAAGAAGACGAAGAAAGCCGGCAAAGGCAAAGAGAAAACUGAGAGAAAAACUGCAAAAGGAGAAGAGAAAAGAGUGCGCAGGGAAACCAAGAAGCUUUCUCCGGAGGACGACAUCGACGCCAUUUUGUUAACUAUUCAAAAAGAGGAAGCCAAAAAGAAAGAAGUUCACGUCGAAGACAACGUUCCCGCGCCUUCUCCUCGCUCCAACUGCUCGCUCACCGUCAAUCCGUUGAAAGAGACCGAGUUGAUUCUCUACGGUGGCGAAUUCUACAACGGGAAUAAGACUUUCGUCUAUGGGGAUCUCUACCGGUAUGAUGUGGAGAAGUUGGAAUGGAAAUUGGUUUCAAGUCCUAAUAGUCCUCCUCCUCGCAGUGCUCAUCAAGCAGUUGCUUGGAAAAAUUAUAUUUAUAUUUUUGGUGGUGAAUUUACAUCUCCAAACCAAGAGCGGUUUCAUCACUACAAGGAUUUUUGGAUGUUGGACUUGAAAACAAAUCAAUGGGAACAGCUUAAUUUAAAAGGGUGUCCAAGUCCACGCUCAGGACAUAGAAUGGUAUUAUACAAGCACAAGAUUAUUCUUUUUGGUGGCUUCUAUGACACUCUUAGAGAAGUGAGGUACUACAAUGAUCUAUUUGUAUUUGACCUUGAUCAAUUUAAGUGGCAAGAAAUAAAGCCCAAGCCUGGAGCAAUGUGGCCAUCUGGACGUAGUGGUUUUCAAUUAUUUGUUUACCAAGAUGACAUUUUUUUGUAUGGUGGCUAUUCAAAAGAAGUUUCAUCUGAUAAGAGCUCCUCUGAGAAAGGAAUUGUUCAUUCAGACAUGUGGUCCCUUGAUCCUAAGACUUGGGAAUGGAACAAGGUUAAGAAAAGUGGAAUGCCUCCUGGACCCCGUGCUGGGUUUUCCAUGAGUGUUCAUAAGAGGAGGGCUCUGUUAUUUGGUGGUGUUGUGGAUAUAGAAGUUGAAGGUGAUGUAAUGAUGAGCUUGUUUUUGAAUGAGCUUUAUGGUUUUCAGUUAGACACUAAUCGCUGGUAUCCUCUGGAGUUAAGAAAGGAGAAGUCAACAAAAGAUAAGUUAAAAAAAAUUGAACAAAAUUGUACUGAUGAUGUCGACAAGAAGAUAAAUGCAAUAUAUUCAGCUAGAGAAGAAACUGAGGAGUUAGAGGAUGAAGAAAGCAACAUCAAUGACAUAUCCCAGAAUAUUACAUCAAGCAUGUCUAUUGUUGAUGAUGAAACACUUAUCAAAUCUGAAGGAAAGCCUAAAGAAGCUGGUGCUAGAUUGGAGAUUCAGAGGAGUUCUUUGCCUGAGGUAGUGAAGCCCUGUGGACGUAUUAAUUCCUGCAUGGCUGUUGGAAGAGAUACAUUGUAUAUAUAUGGUGGCAUGAUGGAGGUUAAAGACCGAGAAAUAACUCUUGAUGAUUUGUAUUCUCUGAACCUUAGCAAACUUGAUGAAUGGAAGUGCAUUAUACCGGCAUCAGAAUCUGAAUGGGUUGAGGCUUCAGAGGAUGAUGAUGAUGAAGAAAAUGAAGAUGAAGAUGAAGAUGAAUCAGAUGGUGAUAGUUCCACUGAUGAGAAUGACGAUGAGGAGGAGGAAGAGGAAGAGGAGGCUCAGAAUGCAUCGGUUCAGGUGGGAGAUGCUGUUGCUUUAAUCAAGGGAGAGGGAAGGAAUCUGCGGAGGAAAGAAAGGAGGUCACGGAUAGAACAAAUUAGAGCUAGUCUUGGCUUGUCAGAUUCACAGAGAACACCAUUGCCAGGAGAAUCCUUGAGGGACUUCUAUCGUCGUACAAAUUUGUAUUGGCAAAUGGCAGCCCAUGAACAUACUCAACACACUGGGAAAGAACUCCGCAAGGAUGGUUUUGAUCUUGCUGAAGCUCGAUACAGGGAGCUAAAACCUAUUCUUGACGAGCUGGCUCUAUUAGAAGCUGAGCAGAAAGCUGAAGAGGACGAAGGGCCCGAAACUAGUGCAAAGAAAAGAGGCAAGAAGAAAACUAGAAAUUGAUAAUUUAUUUAGCGCAAGGUUUGGAUGCUAUCGAGAAUGUAAUUUGCAAUUUUGGUUUAGUUUGAUAUUAUUUGCGAAGGUUUUGCGCAUGGUCAUGUUACAUGUAAUCAGUAACAAGCACAGACACAAAAAUCACAAUUACACUACACGAAUUCCCUCCCCCGAAAAGGAGUACAAAAUUCGCAAUAGAAAAGAUAAGAGUUUGGCGAAUUUGUAAUUUAUGGUGACGAAUUUAUCUAUGCCUGAGUAUAUUUAAAAUUGCUACAGUUAC
Messenger RNA from Abrus precatorius (Indian licorice), 2359 nucleotides. Its product is annotated as kelch domain-containing protein 4. Gene Ontology annotation, molecular function: protein binding. The transcript has 20 exons. Bases 94 to 2088 code for a protein of 664 amino acids. Lineage: Eukaryota; Viridiplantae; Streptophyta; Magnoliopsida; Fabales; Fabaceae. The record is from RefSeq and is a predicted model, not a curated record.